AUGAAGUUGCUCAUGUUUUUCGUCCUCCCGCAGUUCCUGAGCGUGCCGGCGCGUGGGUCCCCAACUAACUGGAGUCACGAUGACGGCGCGGUUUUCUUCCGGCAUCCGGACGGCAAUCUUCAACCUGCCAAUCACUCGUCGACAGCACCGUCCUGUCCUGGUAUCAAGUUCAUCGAGAACCUCGUUCACACCACGUCAUCAGCAGGGACAUCGACAGCGGCAGCUAUAAAGGAGCUCCCCUUGCGACAGCGCGCCAGUGGGCAUGAAAGCUCUGCAGCCAUGAAGUUGCUCAUGUUUUUCGUCCUCCCGCAGGUUAGUAAACAAAAACCUUGCCAUUGUUUUAAAUCAGACAAUGUUUGCCUUGUUAUGCUUCCAUGCCCUGAAGCUUGUAUUGAGUCUUUUAGAGUUCUGCUGCUGUUGUUGUCUGGUGAUGCUGAGCGGAACCCAGGUCCCAUGUCAAAACCCCAAGAAGAACAAUUACUUAGCUUACAAGAAACAGUCGAUAAACUUAAAAACAGUCAAGUAAACCUUCUAAAAGAAAAACAAAAACAAAGUGAACAGACAGUUUCAACACUUGAAGAGCGACUUAACAAACUCGCGAGUGAACUCGACGCACUAAAGCAGAAGGAUACUAGUAGCGCCGCGACCACUGAACCCCAGCUUACUGCUGCCUUAAACGAACUAUCUCAGCUAAAAACACGUUGCGAUGAUGCAGAGGGCAGAUCCCGUCGCUGUAAUCUUUUAUUUUUUGGCAUCACCGACGCAGACAAGGAAACGUGGGCUCAGUCAGAGUGCUUGGUCACUAGCUUGUGCUCCGAGAAACUAAACGUGCAAGUUGAAUCAUCUAGGAUUGAAAGGGCGCAUCGCCUAGGAGCAUUCGACCCUCAGAAAUGUCGCCCAGUAAUAGUAAAGUUUUCUUCGUUUAAAGAUAAAGAUAGCGUUCUUUCAUCAGCCCACAAGCUUAAAGGAACUCGCGUAGCCAUCAGCGAAGACUUCCCAAUUUCUGUCCGGCUCGCACGCCGUCACCUUCUUGAUUUUGCAAGGCCAAAAGGCACCCCCUACAGACUGCGUCAUGAUAAACUUUUUAUAAAUGAUAAGUGCUAUGUAUUCGAUGCCGCUCUUGGCGCCGUUAAAGAAAAAGACACACAGCCACACACCGGUUCACAAUUGACCUUACUGGACAUUCACACUUGGCAUCGCCCCGGAAAACCGAACCUGAACGAAGCUCUGUACAAACUGCAAUGUUUCAGCAACGAGGUCAUCAAGGUUAAGGGCCAAUGUGAACUUCAGGUUGAAUUUGAAGGAAAUAAGUACAAUCUAGAGGCUAUUUUCACUAACAUAAACCAAGCCAACUUGUUGGAAAGGAUCUGGGUGACAGCUCUGAAAUUGGAUCUCAACAACUUCUUCGUCGCUCUUGUGAAAACAGAAGAAAGCCUCAAGACGGUGCUGACUAGAUACGCAGCCCUAUUCAGAAACAAACUUGGGUUAGCCGACCUGUGCGCACCGCUGACUAAUCUACACAAGAAGAAUGUUCCUUGGCAAUGGAGCUUAGCUUGCGUAGAAUCCUCCCAAGACAUCAAGGGCUUUUCUAUGGCAUUAAGUGUACUCCACCAACUCAGUUUGGAAACGCUGAUGGCUUGUCACGACUACCUCCAGAACCUGAUGCAGAGUUUGACGCGGAAGUUCAACAUGGAGUUGCCGAUGCUGUGA
This is a messenger RNA of Ixodes scapularis (black-legged tick), 1710 nucleotides long. RefSeq lists its product as uncharacterized. The transcript has 4 exons. NCBI's taxonomy places the organism in Eukaryota, Metazoa, Arthropoda, Arachnida, Ixodida, Ixodidae. Bases 1 to 1710 code for a protein of 569 amino acids. The record is from RefSeq and is a predicted model, not a curated record.